GCGACGACUCCGCCUCUACUCUUGCUCGUUCUCACCGCACCGCCGCGCCGACACACCUCGACGGCGGCAGGGGCCCUCCUCCUGGGCUCCGGUGCGGCAUCGUCUCUACGUGACGCCAACAGUUUUAGGUUUUCUCGCCCGCUCAGCGCCCAUGUGGGCCGCUCUGAAUCCGUGUCGGACGGCGUUGGCCAUGUACGGCCGGGACAUGGUCGCCGCGGCCCGCAGCACGGACCCCGUCAUCGGCCGCGACGGCGAGAUCGACCGCGUCGUCUGCACCCUCUGCCGCCGGGCCAAGAACAACGCCGUCCUCGUCGGCGCGCCCGGGGUCGGCAAGACGGCCAUCGCCGAGGGCCUCGCGCAGCGGAUCGCCGCGGGGGCCGUCCCCGAGCAGCUCCACGGAGCGCGCGUCGUGGAGGUCGACGUCGGCGCGCUGGUGGCCGGGACGGGCCUGCCGGGCAUGUUCGAGGAGCGCGUCAACCAGGUGAUCAAGGAGGCGGAGGACGCCGGCGGCGGCAAGGUGAUCCUGUUCAUCGACGAGAUUCACAUGCUCGUCGGCGCCGGCGCGGCCGGGGCCGGCACGGUGGACGCUGCCAACCUGCUGAAGCCGGCGCUGGCCCGUGGCCGCAUCCGCUGCGUCGGCGCCACCACGCUCGACGAGUACCGCAAGUACAUCGAGAAGGACGCCGCGCUGGAGCGCCGGUUCCGGAAGGUGCACGUCGAGGAGCCAAGCGCGGAGGCGACCGUUCACAUCCUACAGGGGCUAAGGCGGCGCUACGGGGCGCAUCAUGGACUGAAAAUCCUGGAUUCUACAAUCAUCGCCGUCACGCAGCUUGCUGCUCGAUACAUCACCGAUCGUCAAUUUCCUGACAAGGCAAUUGAUCUUAUUGAUGAGGCGUGUGUCAACACAAGGAUGCAGAUUGACAACCAAAAGAAUGUGCAUGCUUCGCAAAAGAUUCUGGCAAAAAAAGUGAAGAAAGCAAUUGUUAGCCCAGAGCAUGUUGCACAAGUUGUGAGCCAAUGGACUGGCAUUCCUGUCCACUCACUGGAUCAUGAAGAGAAGGAGAAGUUGGUCCAUCUAGCAGAUAGAUUGCACGAGCGGGUUGUUGGCCAGGAUGAAGCUGUGAAUUUGGUUGCGCAGGCAGUGCUACGGUCAAGGGCCGGCCUUGAUAAGCGUGGCCAACCUAUAGGAUCUUUCAUCUUUCUUGGUUCGACCGGUGUCGGUAAGACAGAGCUCGCAAAAGCUCUUGCUGAGCAGUUAUUUGAUAGUGAGAACAUGUUGAUCCGCUUUGACAUGUCUGAAUUCGUCGGGGCCAUAUCUGUGAUGCGUUUGAUUGGAGCACCUCCAGGCUAUGUUGGCUAUGAAGAUGGUGGUCAGCUAACCGAGAAAGUCAGGAGGCGCCCAUACAGUGUCAUCCUCUUUGAUGAGGUGGAGAAGGCAGAUCCCUUGGUGUUCAACAUUUUCCUGCAGAUCCUCGACGAUGGCGUGUUGACUGAUGGCAAAGGCCGGACCGUGGAUUUCAAAAACACCAUAAUCAUUCUGACCUCAAAUCUUGGGGCAGAACACUUGGCAAUGGGAAUGGCUGGCGAAAACACAAUGGAAGCUGCGCGAGACAUUGUCAUGGAACAGGUUUCCAAAUACUUCAAGCCCGAGUUUCUCAACAGGUUGACUGAGGUUGUGAUAUUUGAACCACUUUCGCGUGACAUGCUGAAGGAGGUGGUCAAAGUUCAGAUGAAGAGCAUCGUUGCCGGUGUGUCUGACAAGGGCAUCUCUCUUUCCACAACCGAUGCUGCACUGGAUGUCAUAUUAGAAGAAUCAUACAACCCAAUGUACGGCGCAAGGCCCAUAAGAAGGUGGGUGCAGAAGAACGUGAUGACAAAGCUCUCCGAGAUGCUAAUUCAAGGAGAAGUCGACGAGGGUUCAACUGUCUCCAUUGAUGCUACUGACGACAAGAAGGCACUGAAAUAUGAAGUGGCCAAGAAGGUAAAGACCAAGAAGAUAGUGCCUGUGCAAGACGGGAGGCAUGCCUUGGAAGCUCCUAGCAGCUCCAACAAUGACAUGGCAGAGGAUGACGGGCAUACCAUGGACACUGCUAACAACUCCGGUGAUCAGGCAGCAGCGGAGAUGGUUCCCGCCAGAGGUGGAUACAGGACCGAGAGUUGGUGCAAUUGCAAUUGGUGCGAUGGCCAUUGGUACCAUUGCCAGUUAAGUUGUCGAAGGGCGAUUUGCCCUGACAGACAAUACUUCUAGGAGUCCUGGGAGUACAUAUGAUCCUAGCUCACUCGGAAGUCAGCGGGGAACUUAUUUAUUCAGAAGUAGAGCACAGAAUUUGCUCUAGUUAUUCUCAGAGGCAGAGCAAAGCAAUCUUCCCAACUCGCUAUGUCUUCAUGGAUGGAAGCCUUGCUGUAAUUGCACUCAUUUUUUUCCUUUCCUUUUUUGUCUCUUGAUUUUCUCCUUUUGUUCUGUACCGCACUGCAAUGGUAGCUGGUACUGGAUGCUAGUCUGUAUUUUUUUUUCUCUAUCUUUAAUAUAUAACCAGUAGGGGCACCGCCCCUCCGGUUGCUUCAAAAAAAAAAAGGUAACCACCAGCACCAUACCACCUGCAGGGGAAGUGAACUUGAGUUCAAUCUGCUAGCGUCAAGUUACGGUAACCUUCAGGUGAAAUUGAUUUGACCAGUGGAGCGUUUUACACGUGUUUAAAUAUGUUGUUUAUUCCAUACUCCAUUCGUCCUAAAUCAUAAA
This is a messenger RNA of Panicum virgatum (switchgrass), 2740 nucleotides long. RefSeq names its product chaperone protein ClpB1-like. NCBI's taxonomy places the organism in Eukaryota, Viridiplantae, Streptophyta, Magnoliopsida, Poales, Poaceae. Gene Ontology annotation, biological process: cellular response to heat. The transcript is spliced from 6 exons. Gene Ontology annotation, molecular function: ATP hydrolysis activity; ATP binding. The record is from RefSeq and is a predicted model, not a curated record. Bases 152 to 2248 code for a protein of 698 amino acids. Gene Ontology annotation, cellular component: cytoplasm.